AAAAUACAUGAUGGCUGAGAUGAUGGCCGUUGCCACUGUAGAAGUGAAGAAACGCGUAUACGGAACCCGUGGUGUGUUACAAUAAAAAAAAAUCCCCCCUCAUUUUCAUAUAUUUUACUGUUAAUACUUCAACAAAUUGUAACAGUGAAAAGUGAUAUAUUGUUUUAUUGUAUAUAAUAUAAUGGUGAUGAUGAUUUAACCGUGUGUAUUGGUGAAGUGUUGAGGAGUUGAAUGGAAAAAGGGGGAAAAAAAAGGCACCAACUUGGGGCAACAACACACGGCUGGCUGAAACGCGCGUUUAGCUGAUGAUUUUGACUAAUUUUAUGGCGAAGAUUAUGUCUCCCAGAUAUAGAGAUCACUGGAAUUGAGCCAAGGAGUUGAAUAAAUCCACCCGAAAAUCGAAAAAAAAUCAAAUAAAUCUGCAUAAUAAGGAAUAAAUAAGAUGCAAGGAGUUGUGAUCGACAUCUAAAGGAUCGAACAAUGUCAGCAAAUUAUUUUUCAGUUUUAGACUUAGGAUAGGCUUGGAGCCAUCGUAUUAAAUCGUAAAUCUCAUGAACCACAAGCAUAAUAAUCUUGAAGUAACAGGAGAAACUAUGUAAAAAGGAAGAAACAAUCAAAGAACCCAAUGAUUACAACUACAAUCAUAUUCUAAUGAUUCAUUGGUGGCAAUAUUGUUCUCGAUGGGUGAACGAUUGAUGCAACACGUGGAAAAAGAGAUGUUCAUCACUGACAAGUUUAUGACACAAUCAUCAAAAUUAUUGUUCCAGUAUUGCAAACAAUCACUGGAGAACUGUAAAAUGGUUUUUGAAUUAAGUUGUGGGGUAAAAAGGUAAAUUACAUGAAUGUCAGGAACAGGCGACGUGGGUCGCAGAUGCGUUGAGUGGCGCCGUAACGCAAAUAUCAGAUUGUGUCGAAUAAUAAUCUCCUGUUACGCCCGAUUUUUAAGAUAUACUGUGUCAUAUACGGAAAUAGAGUGGUGAAACAUUGAAAGACGAAUGUAAUAAUCGAGUUAUAACGAAGAAGUGAACAAAGUGAAGAAGCUGAUAAUAAAUAGUAAAGCGUAAAAAAUUGCUAAGGUGGCUGAAAAGGUGGCUACCUAGGAUUACGAGGUGCUGCGUGGGCAUGCAGCAGCCUCAGACACGCCCUCUCCUCGGGGACUCUGUAUCCUCCACAACUUCCCCGACUGCAAGACGUAACAACCCCGUUGCUGUGUUAACUCAUCAGCAGCUCCAACAGCUCCAGCAACUUCAAGCCCAGUCGCCAUCAGGCCAGCCCCUAACAUUUGCACUGCAACAAUCCCCCUCCAACAAUGGUCAGGAUCAAACACCAGUUGGAUCAACAACUGGAAUUGGAAAUAAUCACAUCGUAUACCUGAAUCAGCUGAGCCAAUUGAAUCAGAGUACAAUAACCCCCACCGGGACUGGUAUGGGCCUGCCCCCGGCCGCCCCGACAUUCGGGGUGGGCCUCAACAUGGGACUGCCACUCUCCUUACUGAACACCAGCCUCACAUCACUCACCUCAAAUGUCAUAACUACCUCCAAUCCACUGCUCAACCUUGGCAUUCCCAGUUUGAAUUCAGCUCUGACAACAGUUAAUCCAACAACACUAAACACUCUGAAUACCCUGAAUGCGCUCAACUCGAACCUCUCCUCGAACAGUAUUACAACAAAUGGUUUGACUGGAAUCGGUCAAGAUAUGAAUACAGCCCUGAAUCGUUUGAACCAGUCGACAAUAAACAACAGCCUGACGCAGUCUCAAUUCUCGACAAUUUCAACGAGCGACAAUAUCUCCAACAUCUCGAAUCUGACAAGCCUGACAAAUUUAAACAACCAGACAGCAUCUAAUCUAACGCCCCAGAGCCAUGGGAUAACGACAAGUGUUAAUCAGGCCUUCAACCGAACCUCCUUGAACGUCUUGGCCACUGGAAUUCCUACGACUCUCAAUUGUAGCACAGGCUUUCCCUUUCAAACUAUUCAGAGUAUCCAAAGUAUAGCCCCCCACAUUGUCAAUACAAGCAUCUCCCAGAACAAUCCUACCCCAAUUCUCUCAACAUCCCAGAUGACGAAUCCCUCUCAGAUCAACCACUCGACCGCCAGCACAACCCAGAGCCUAAGCUUCUCAGGAACAAUGUCCCAGUGCAAUUUAUCAACAUCACCAGCUGUUGUAUCGAUACCAUCGAUUCAAACAGACUCAAUAAGCCCAGUAAACACAUCGGCUGGCUAUGGACACAGUCAGACACUCUCGAGACAUCUUCAAAAUUCAACACCACAGGGCAAUACUGUCGUCAAGUGCAUUCAGAAUGUCAAUUCACCAGGGAGUCCUUUCUCAAUUCCUAUGAAGAGUCCAGCUUCAAAUAUAGCACCACCAACACCAAGUCCAAGUCCCAACAGAAUAUUGCUGCGAAGUCCAGCAUCAAAUUCAAUGCAAUCGAAUAGAAAUAGUCCAAGUCCUGUUUCAAUGGCGAAUACAUCGACCAGUGGAACUGGUACACCAACAACCGUCCAGCAGAAUUUCACUGUUCAACUUCAGAGUCCAAUGCAGAGUCCCAUGAGUGUUGGCCCAAUUCAGAGUCCAGCGCCAAGUCCCUAUCCACCAGCUAAAAGCCCACAUCUUCAGGGCGUUGGGGGACAAAUGACAGGGGGAAUGACUGGGAAUUUAAAUAAUCGAAGUCCAGCACCUGGUGGCAGUCCUGGUCCCAGUCCAGUCAGGCCGAAUACACCAAUUCUUCAACAGGGAAUGCAAGUUCUUCAAAUUAUUGGUACUCCUCAGUAUCAACAGGCCUCAUCGCAGCUGGUAACGAGAGCUGCACUGUUUGGUAAUCAGCAGAUACAGAUUGCUCAGACAAAAGCUGCUAAACAACCACCACAAAUUCUGCCGAAACCACCUAAUAGUCAGGGAGUGGCGACACCACCGAAACAAAGGGUUGCCACGAGUAUUACUAAUCAGGUGACACAACAAGCACAACCACAAUUGGUGCUAGCUGGCCACCACCAGAACCAGACGGCAACAAUGAUACCAACAGCUCAAGGAUUACUACUAAACCAGGUACUACCGUCAACGGGUCCUGUGAUUGUUCAACAACAGCCCGGCGGCGUUCAACUAAUACUCAGGACGCCAACAAAUGCCCAACAACAAACGCAUACCGCACAGCUGACGCAGCAGCAACUCGUCAGGGUGGUAACAGCCCAGGGUAUGCAGUUGCAGGGUAUUACCCCAACAUUUUUCGCUGUGCCAAAUGGUUUUCCACCACCAGCUCCACCUGUUAUGAGGCAUACUCCAUCGAGUCCAGCACCUGGUAAUCCAGCAAACAACAACCAAAUAGUAAUUCAAAACGCAAUGGUCCAGUCCUCCCAACCUCAUCUGAACACUCAGCCCCCCACAGUCUCUCCCAACCAUCUGAAUCCUCCCCAGCCACCAGUUAUCGAUCAAAAUCUUCUGCCACCACCUAAGAAAAAGGCGAAGAAAAAACCAAAAGCUAAGAAAAGGGACGAGGAACCCCCAAAACUGGAUCUAGCAAGCAUAAUGAAGAUAUCUGGAAUAGGAGAUGAGGACGAUAUGUUCGACACCGAUGUCAUGACCGAACCUGAGCCCCACCCUCCGCCCCUCCAACACAUGGAACCGCCUCAGCUUCCCCCAAUGACGGUUCAACAUUUGGACCAUAAUCCACCCCCUCAAAACCAGCCCCAACCUCAGAAUCUCCCCAUAACAUGUCCCAAUCAAGACCACAACAAUCAGCCAGUUGCUCACCUGCAAAUGCCAGUUCACAGUACCAUAUCUGGACAUUUACGGCUAGCUGUGGGUGAAGAUGGUCGAGUUAUUCUACAUCACACACCAGAGCCCAAUCAGCCUGAGAUAGAUCAGGCAACAGCUCAAGCCUUAAUAAGAUCCCUGACCCAGGGAGGUGGUCAAAACUCUCAGAUAAUCUCUCAACUCCUGGGCCAUGCCCAGAAUCUCCAACAAAAUCAGCAGAAUCAACGUGGUAAGCCUGGAUUGAAACAGCAACAGCAUUUAUCAGGAAAUCAGCCCUCGAAUCAACUGAGCGUAUCACCACCGGGAAUUCAUACCCCUGGCAUGCAGGUUUGUCCGAAACAAACGUUCCAGCAACAACAGCCGCAGCAGCAACAGCCACAACAGCAUCAGCCACAACAGCAUCAGCCGCAGCAGCAGAACAAUUUAAACAUUCCUGGACAAAGAACUAUUGGGUCAAGCCCUGGGCUACCCACAAAUAUCCCCCAGAAGAACCUCCAACAACCUCAGCCUGGUAUUCAAAUAUCAAUAGGAACAGAUAAAUCGAAGAAUGAUCACAAGAUAAAGUCCCAUACGUGUAAAAAGGUCUUCAUGCAGAAUCAGACUGUUCAACGACAGUCACAAAAAUCAUCAAAUCAAUCAUCAAAUGUUAAACAGACUGGUAGCGUAAGAAAUAAUAGAGCCGUCCAACAGCAGAUUACAAAGAGUCCGACACUUCCACAAUCUCGACCUCAUCAGUUGGAUCAACAUAAUGAGCAAAUUAAUCAACAACAUAUCCACCAAAUAUCAACUCAAACAGUCCAGUCAUUGAAUGUUCACCGUUGUCUUGAGCAAAAUGUCCACAAGAUAGCGGUUUCAGGUCUUCAGCAGAACUCUAUGAACAUUUUGGGUGCUAAUACCGACUCUCUAACUCACAAUCUUGAUCAAAACAUGGUUCAAGGAUUUGUGGACACUCCCAGUCCAAUAAAUCAUCAUCAAGAUGACACGCAGUCCUCAAACCUUAAUCUUCAUCACCAAAAAAUACCCCAGAAUAAGCAACAAAAUGUGAUAUUCUCGAGUGACUAUCCCACACCCAUCAACAACACUGUAAUAAACACGAGUGCAGGUCAAACAACGAAGCAACAAGUUCAAAAUCCGGAAUUGCUCAAUUCAGCAGCAACGAAUAUUCUGAAUAAUGCACCGAAAAUAACGCCUGAGAUCCUGAAUGCUUUAAGCAAUCUCAAUCCAAAUGAUCAACUGUUGAUAGCCAAUGCUAAUGGACAAAUGCAGGUGAUAAGCCAACAAUUACUUCAACAACUAUUGACAGGGCAGCUGAAUGCCCAACGUCCCCUCAAUCAAAAUCAGAAUCAGAAUCAGACUCAGAAAAUUGUAAUUGGUGAGACCGAUGGUUCGACACCUCAAAAUCUCCCAGGAGUCCAGAUAAACACCCCCACGAGUCAGAUAAUCGUGAAUAGUUCAGGUGGUGCCCCAACUAUACAAAAUAAUAUUCAGAAUAUUGUUGUUCAGGCGGCGCCCAAUCAGAUGCCUCAUCAAAUACAAAUUGGGAAUCAAGCUUUCCCAAGUCAAUUUAUUGAUAAUUUGAAUCAACAGCAGAUCAGGAAUUUAUCGAGUGGUAAUAAAACAACUGUCUCUAAUACCGCUAAUGCUCCUGUAAUGCACUUGUCCCAAUGCAAUCAGAUUAAUCAAUCGAACCAGUCGAAUGUAAAUCCUAUAACCACAUCCAUAACAACAAUGCCAACAACGCCAACAUCUAAAAAAUCUAAAGUUGUAAAACGAACUAAAGUGACGGUAUCACUACCUCAGACUGGCUAUUCUCAGUGUAUAAAAACAGCACGAACGUCUGUCUCUACGAGUACUCCAUCACUAUCAUCAGUGGUCAAAGAACCCCAAAAUCCUCCCACAAUUCCCAAAACCGAGCCUGGACAAUUGGGAAUCACAGGAAGAGUGACGACAUCAAAUAUUCAAACAGUUGGCAUUCAGACCCAAGGGAAUCAAUCGACUCAAGUGCCCUCAAAUGGUCAGAUGGUCCAGAGAACACCACGAUAUAUUCAGCUGCCAGUGCAAAAACAACAGAUGCUGAAGAGCAUUCAAGCCCAGAUCCAGAGUAUUUCAAGUAGAAAAACAAACAGUCCAGCUGAUCAGGCUCUCCUCGCCAAGCUAUACCAGGAGCAUAAUAAAAUAGUAGCCAGUGGCAAAGUAGUAUCAGCUCCAUCUCUGACAAUUCCAACAGCAUCAGAAACCACCACCAGCGCAGGUAUUUCAUCACCAACAGUAUACACAGCCUCUCAUCCUCUGAAUUCCUCAUCAUUGCUUAAAAAUCAAACAUCAACAGCUCAAACCCAGACAAUGACACCAGCUAUAGUCACGACCUCGUGUUCAGUAGUCACAUCUACCAUCUCUACGAAUGCAAGUAUGCCUAGUGUAUCCGAGCCAAGUGUCAACAAGAUAGAGGGAAUUAAGGGAGGGAUGGAUCCAAGUAUGUCGGCUAUUCACACAUGUCAGGCUAGUCAAAAUAAGCAGAUGGAGCUACCGAAAUUUCAUUCACCCCAGCACAAUCAGCUGCAACAGUCGACUCAGUGUCAGACAGAUCCACCAGAUAUUAAACCUAUUAUUCAAGGAAUGAUCAGUCCUAUCAAGCAGGAAUUGCCAUCACCUGUUACGCAGAUUCAAUCGGCAUCACCUGCUGGUCAGGCGAUAUCAUUAUCACCAAGAAUUUGUGGUAAAGGUUCCAGGAUUCAGAGCCCAGUUAAUGUGGGAAUUAAACCGGCUUUAGCCAGUCCCAGUACUAGCUCUGUACCGGGUGCUCAGAGCCCUAGACAAGGAACCAAAAGGCCAGCAACUAGUCCUAUUUCAAAGCAAAUUAAUCGGGGAGAUCUCAUGGAGCAACAACUGAAGAUCGAUCAGAAUGGGGCAGUUAAUCCAGAUGUUAAUACACCGUUUGGGGGAAAGCGGGAUGCUUGCAAGAGACUUGUCAGAUAUCAUUGCUUCAAUGAACAAGUGCUCAGUGCAAAAGAUCUAGCAAAGGCUGAUGAAAUAUUUGAGGAGACAGCUAAACAUCUGCUGAGUAAAUUUAAUUCUAUGAUGAAUAAGUACACGUAUCUGCUGCUGAUGGAGAGUAUGAGAGAAGUAAGGACAUCUGAGCUCAUGAUGAUCGACAGGGCUUUUGUCGCUGAGGAGCAGGGCAUGUUGGAUAGGUUGAGAGAGCAAGAAGCUAAAGCUACUGAAGAAUUGAAGAAAGAAGAGAAACCCGUAGUCCCAAAAGUGGAGGCAGACCUGACGGAUGAGGAGAAAACCUCGACAAGCCUAGCCAACGUUCUCGUGAAACAAGAGCUCGAUGAUGAUUUUUGUGGUAUGGAUUCACAAUCAACGGAUCCCCAAGGAAGAUUAAAACCAUCGAGUUGCACCAGUGGUGAUUAUGACGAGUGGCUAGAAAUUCAGAAGGAACUUGGUGUAUAUCCAGGUGACACUGGCAAAUGCAAACAUCAAGUAUGCAGUGGAGCAAGUGGUAGUAGUGCUAACGGUGCUUGUUUGUCAACAAAAUCAUUGACAAAAUGUGAAAGAACGCGAGCCAAUGGUGAUUGUCGUUUAAGUGCAAGUGUCAAUCAAAGUACAAUAAAAAAUCUAUAUGAUACUAGUGAUUCUGGACCUAUGGAAUUGGAUAAGCGUUGGUGCAGUGCUGCAUUGAGAGACGAUCUCGAGAGAGAUUUAAUUGAGGAUACUGAUAGUCUUGAUGAUUUGGCAUUGCAAUCACAAUUGCCAGGUACAUCAAUACAGGAUAAUGAAUCGGGACAGGGUAUCAUUAAUGAUCAUGAUGAUAUAACAGCACAGGUCCAAUCAGCUAUCGAUAGUAUUCUCAAUUUGAAAAAAAGGCCAUCAAAUGCCAGUGCUGCUAGUACACAAGUAAGUAGUACUAGUGCAGGUACAACACAAACAUCGGGUAAUAGUAGUGACUCUAAAGACUCUGUGCUUGAUCAGGCUGUUAGAAGUAUACUGGGCUCGUGACCCUCAUCUAAUAAAGUAUUUUAAAACAUUGAUAACUAUACAAAAAUUAUAAAAUAAUGCUGUGUAAAUCAAUUUUUUAAAUCUGAAUUUAUUUCAGUCCAAGUCUCUUUUGUUCUUUUAUAUCUCUUUUCCAUUGAAAUUUGUCGUUUUCAUUAUUAUUUUUUCUUUUCGUUAAUGUCUUUAAACAAAUGAGAAGUAAAACGUAACGAGACAAUUUUUAAGUUUAAGUAAUUUAUAGAGAAAAUUGAUGAAGUAGGAGUAGAAAUUUAAUUUUACUGUCUGAUCACGUAAUUGACUUUGUACGUUUUAUUUCUCGAAAUAAUUGAGCAGCAUCUUAUCAUUUUAUGAGUGAUGAGAAUAAUAACGGUAUUUGUAUAGAUUCAACAACUCAUUUUCAGUGGUAAAUGACAAAUUGAUAUGAUAAAGAGAUCAUAAGAGACCGAAGGGGAUGAUUAUGAUGAUUAAGCCAUCGUGUAAUUUUAUGAUUUUAAAUAAAAACGAUGUACAUGUGGUUGGUAGAUGAAUUGAUACGGCCAGAUGUUGUAAUCUGCAAGUUUGUAAUGUAAUUUUGUAAAAAGGAAAUUAUUUAAAAGAAAACGACGAAAAAAAAAGACACUGACUCGUAAUAAUGAUGAAAUACUGAAUGAUUUAUUUCCCGUUUGGCUGUAAUUCCAAUCAGAGAAUUUUACGGGUGGUACUCCAACAAUUAAGUGAAUCAACUGUAAAUAUUACUUUAAGGUGUAUUAUUAAUUAUUACAAUUAUUAUAAUUAUAUUAAUAUUAUAUCAUUAUAUUUUAAUUAUUACGGACAUAUAACUGAAAUAAUAUUUCUUUGGAUUUAUUAUUGACACGGAAAUGAUGAAAAACAAUAGAAUUAUUGAAUUGACAGGGAAAUGCAUCGUAUCUGCGGCUAACUUGAUACUUUUGGGAAAUUCGGAUAUCAAAUGGGGACACUGGAUUAUGUAUGUAGGUAUUUUUCGGUCUCUUAAGAUUUCGUUUCAUAGUUUUUUAUCGAACUAUUUAGUUGAAAAAACAAAAAAUUAUCACGAGAUUUUCAUCUCGGGUAAUUAUGGCCUGACCUAACAGCCCGAUUCAAGGCUUAAAUUGUAAAUAAAUUCAAUUUUUAUGUUAAGGGUUAUUCAACCAACUGCGUUGAUAACUACUGAUUGUAGAGACAAAUGUUGCCCAUUCAUUGUUGAUGUUUUUUCUUUCACAAGAAAUGUUUCAUUGCAUUUGGUUCUAGAAUCAUUCGUUCUCGCGAUAAUUCUGUUAAUUAGAAAGAGUAGAUAAAAUAUUCAAAAAUGUUAUUUUUCUAUUUAAUAAUGAAAUUAUUUCAGUCGUUAUUCAUUUCAAGGAGAAUGUCAAAAAUUUAAACUAUUUAAAACCAUGUCCCAAACCUAACUGCUAAGAGACGCCCAAAAUUCCAAGUUACGCUACCACUUUGCGACUGAAUUCCCAAAAGAAUUAAGAACGAAAGUUAUUCAAUUAAUCAUGAGUGAGAAAAAAACGCGACAAAAAAAACGAAACAAAGGGGACCCCUGAUUGGUAACUGCGACGUUCAUUAGAAUGCAAAGAAGCUAAAGAAGAAAGUUUGAAGGAAAAGCCACAGUUUAAUUUUAUAUCCAUUACUUACUAACAAUAACGACAUAUGUUAUUUCUUUAAUCAGUGAUGAAGACACAGUCUGAAUUUUAAACUGAUAAUCAAAGAAGGAAAAGCAACAAUUUUUUUAUCUAGAUUUUAAACAAAGGAAAAACCGAAGGAAUCACAAAAAUCUACAUGUUUUUGGGCAUAAAUUUUAGACGACAAUAGGUGUAUUUAGAUAGUUUUUUUCGACGCAUAGAGGUAGUUUACGGAGGGAGGAUUGUGCAUAAUACUUGAAUGACUUAUUACCAAAAAAAUUAUUUAUUCAAAAUAUUAAACUGCAGAAAUUUGCGUGUUUAAUGACGAUAACUGAAACAUCACAUUUGCAAAUAAUGUUAAAUCACUGAAUGAGCGAUUAAAAACAGUGAAAUUUUAAUUUUUAAAAACGGGGAAUUUGAAAUUUUUCACAUAUACUAAUGAAACUGUAUAUUGUGCGAACCAAACUGAAGUUGGUCAUUUUUAAUAGCAACAAUCAUAUCAAUUGUUCGCAUUAGAGAAAUUCGAGUUCAAGUAUUGCGAUGAAAAAUCCUUUCCCCGUGCCCAUCUCUCAAAAAUUUUAACAAAAAACCCCUUUAUAUCGUUCGCUCUGUACAAUACAGUACAAUUAAAAAUAACAGAGAAUGUAGGUAAAACAGAUGAUGUAUUUUUUUUUCUUUUUUUCUUGGCAAACUAAAAAAACAAAAACAAAUUGAAGACUGACAAUUAUACAGACAAAAAAAAUAAAACGUGCAGAACUAUUAAUUACAUUGUAAUAUGAUUAAAAGGAAAGCAAGUAA
This is a messenger RNA of Diachasmimorpha longicaudata, 10166 nucleotides long. RefSeq names its product mucin-4-like. Lineage: Eukaryota; Metazoa; Arthropoda; Insecta; Hymenoptera; Braconidae. The record is from RefSeq and is a predicted model, not a curated record. Gene Ontology annotation, cellular component: SWI/SNF complex. The transcript has 10 exons. Gene Ontology annotation, biological process: positive regulation of DNA-templated transcription. Bases 1123 to 7749 code for a protein of 2208 amino acids.